This is a messenger RNA of Exaiptasia diaphana, 4688 nucleotides long. RefSeq lists its product as uncharacterized. Bases 224 to 3988 code for a protein of 1254 amino acids. NCBI's taxonomy places the organism in Eukaryota, Metazoa, Cnidaria, Anthozoa, Actiniaria, Aiptasiidae. The transcript has 2 exons. The record is from RefSeq and is a predicted model, not a curated record.
AUUUCGACCUGUAAUUGCAGAGCUCCAAAKAUUGAUCAUAAACAGGAAGCCCGAUAUCUCCAGUAGCGUGUUACAGCGUUAUCCAGACUUCCGGCCUUGUGCAACCGUCACGCCAUUACCGAGAAAUAUUAAUGAAAUACCGAGAAACGWACAAUGUAAAUAUAGGGACGUGUCUUUCUGGCUGAAUAUACCAGGAUAGACCAGGCUAAGAUAGAAGAACAGAAUGGAUGCACAAAACCGAGGAAUAGUCUUUGUUAUUCUUCUAAUAUCUUUUAGCAAUGUUGUCGACACUACAAGGAAUUCUACUAGUACUAUUUUUGUAUCGAAAAUAGGUUCCUUGAUUUCGUCUUGUGGCUCAAAAGCGACACCAUGCAGGACAAUAGAUCUUGGACUCCAAAGAGCUUUGAGUCAAGGAAAUAAUACCAGGAUUUCACUCAAACAAGGAUCGUACACUCUUGARAAAAGCUACAAUAUUACAGCAAUCAGUCAUUUUGCUAUGGAGGGAGAAGGUCAAGUUGAAAUCAUCUGCUMCACAGGUAUAGGCAUAGCAUUUAUUUUUGCUACUGACAUCCGACUGUACAACCUGAAACUUCRCAAGUGUGGUGGCUGGCAAAAGAGCUUGAUAAGUUACGAAAAAUCAACAGGAGAAAUACAGCAUAUGGAGUAUUUGACCGCAAUUUACUUCAGUUAUUGCAAACAUUUACAAAUGCAAAAUGUUGUAGUGAGUGAAAGCCAUGGUGUUGCAGUAACAUURACUGAUGUCACUGGGUCUGUUGAUAUUGCUGAUAGUUUGUUUAAGGCUAACGUGCCUGAGUCGAAUGACACCCAUCAAUCUAAAGUGGAUGAAGCACAUGCAGGCGGCGGUAUAUUUGUGAUGUUAAACUCRUAUGGCUACAACCCUAUCAACAUCAGCAGAGAAGACCAUGAUAAAUUCCAACAUCAUGGAAAGUUUAUUCUCAGAAAUGUGCGAUUUCUCGGAAAUGAAGCACGAAGUCCAGAUAUCGACGAUAAGAUUAAUUCACCGCUGACCCCGUUCAGCCGCGGUGGUGGUCUUGGCAUAUAUCUGUUUGGUAACGCAAGUAGUAACACAUUCACCAUGUCACGAUGYRCUUUCAUUGGUAACCGCGCACAGUGGGGAGGGGGACUUCAAACUGAGUUCAAACACRAGACWGGCAAUAACAGCAUAGAAGUUGUUGAAAGCAUAUUUUCUGAAAACUAUGCAAGUUUUGCCGGGGGYGCGGCAAGAAUAGGGGACAUCACCAUUUCAAAGARUGCUAUUGCUCCAAAUAGGUUUAGCUUUAAAGACUGUAAGUUCAUGAACAAUACAUCAAUAUGGGGAGGUGGUGUGUCUAUAUAUGGUACUACAUUUAUUGAGGAUACCCAGUCCCUAUCAGGAGCCAGGGAGAAGUUUGUCUUGACUAACUCUGUGUUCAGUUAUAACAAAGGUAACGUUGGAUCAGCUCUUGGACUGUUUUUAUUUAACCUUAACAAUGACAACAUCGGUCCCUUGGUGGCAGUCCACGUCGUGCUAGCGAACUGCACGAUUACCAACAAYCAUGUCGUCACUAUCAAUGAAGACGUUUUGAUUGGCCAAGGAGCGGUAUAUUCCGUAGAGGUACCAAUCACAUCAAGGGGAUAUCUCAGAAUUUCAAACAAUACCCACACCAGUAUGGUGUUAGACUCAGCAAUAUUAGUGAUUCACGGACAUGUGAAUUUCUCGUAUAAUACAGGCUACAGAGGAGGUGCUCUUGCCAUAUAUGGCAAUUCUAGAGUAAGGUUCGCUCAAAACACCUCACUGUUCUUUAUUGGCAACCAAUGUUCGGAAAAGGGCGGUGCUGUGUUUGUUGACGCACCGGGGUCCCCACAAGUUAGCUUUAACGCAACCGGUUAUGCUACCCAUCAGUGCUUCUUUGAAUACAUCGAAAAGUUCGUUGAUUUUGACCUCUGGGAAACGGAGAUUAUCUUUCAAGGCAACGUUGGACCAAGCGAGGAGUCGGGACUGUCUAUUUAUGCUACAUCUCUUCAGAACUGUCGACGCGUUGACGAGACAAGAAGAAAUAAUAGCGUUCUUAAAUGGAAAAUCAUAAAAUAUCUUGACCGUGAUGGCCUAAAUCACAGCAACAUCAACAAACAAGUUUCAACAGAUCCAGUUGAUGUUGUCUUUCGYCAAAAGGACUGGUUUGUAGCACCAAGUGAGAUCUUCAAUGCUUCGAUCACCCUUCUGGACGAGAUCGGGAACCCUGUGUAUGGCAUGGUGAGCAUUGAUAUUCAGCCGAAGGAACAGACUUCAAGAGUUCGUCUCGCAACAUCGUCUAAUCUCUUCCUCAUCCAUGAAAGACAAGUGGCCCUAUUAACGAUAACUGGUCAUGAUGGUGACCAAUUCGACGUUAUUCUACGAUCAGUUGGGCGAUAUGUCCUUCAAGAAAGUAUCAACAACUUAACUCUUAAAGGCUGUAAUCCUGGCUUUAAAAGCGACGGCAAUGGUARAUGCAUCUGUAACRAACUUGGCGGAGUAUCUCGAUGUGCUGACGAUGGUCGAAACGUUUUUCUAAAGAAAGGUUUUUGGGCGGGACCUAUCAAGCCCAAAUCGUUUCUAACGGCUCCCUGCCCGGUAAACUACUGUAAGUGUCCUAACCCUUUCAAUCAGAACGCUAUCGGAGAAUGUACAUACGUGAAAAGCAAAAUGUGCGCAGGUAAYCGAGAUGAUAACAGUGUUCUUUGUGGAGAGUGUAAACCUGGAUAUACUGCAUCAUUUGGCAGCGAGUCAUGCAUUGAAAAUUGCAGCAAAUCGCACAUCGCCUAUUUAUUUCUAAUAGGUCUAUCGCUAAUAGUGCUAGUGAUGUGUCUUAUGGUUAUAAAUGUUGAUGCUUUCACYGGUUAUCUUAAUGCCUGGCUGUAUUCCUACCAGGUAAUCUUACUUAUCGUACCAGGAACUUUUGAAUUCGAUGAUUUCAUGGAGUUCAUCAUUGGUUUGGCAAAUUUGAGAUUGCGUGUUGGCGACACUGGCACAUGCAUAUUUGAGGGGCUUGACGAAGUGGACAAAUUUGCAAUUAUGUAUAUGUUACCGGGGUUUCUUCUCUUUCUCGUGUUCGUCAUUGCUAAGUUAGUGAAGUAUUUCCCUAACUGGAGGUACAGUCGGUGUGUGAGAGCACCAUACAGCGCUGUUAGUACGAUYUUUGUUUUGUGUUACACCAACAUCACUGGAAUAUCGCUCAAGAUACUCAACCCUGUAUUGAUUGAUGGUAAUGCUAAAGUGUUUGUCCAGGGAGGGCUGGAUGUAUUCCAAGGUAAACAUAUCGCCUAUGGUAUUCUGGCCUGCUUGUGUAUUUUGUUUGUAGUCUUGCUUAUCCCGUUUGUACUGAUCUGUCAGCCCUGUGUCGCAAAGUGCCUUCGACAGUGCUUCAACGUUAACAUGUUAAGCCUGAAACCAUUGUUUGACAAGCUACAAGGAUGCUUCAAAGAUGAAUACCGCUGGUGCGCAGCUUUUUAUUUCAUCAGCAGGCUCAUAAUCCUUUGUCUUGAAACCUUUGUACCACACAGUUCGAUGAAACGAGCUCUUUUGGAAACAGCAUGUGUAGCGGUACUCGUGAUGUUCGUGUGGCUUCGUCCCUACAAAGAAGGCUCGUCCGCUGAUCACACGACUACUGACUACAGCUGGAUCAAUAAUUCUGAUGCUUURCUCCUCACUAACCUUACUCUGAUAGCUGUAUUUAGUUCAGCUAUUGAUGAAAUGAGACCAAACUUUCGUCAGGGUUUAAAAGGGUUUAUAAACUUCCUGGCGUACGUACCAUUGAUGUUCUUGGUAUAUGUACUAUGUCGGUCAUACAAGCAGUACAGUAAGAGUUAUCGCGAUGGACAGACAAAGUGCGACCUUACUUUUCAAAAACGACCUCGACGCGCAGAGGUAACGGAAACUGAGGCAAGCACAAGCGAUAACAUUCGAGGUUCACCGUAUGCUAUAAGUCGCCACAGCGCGGCUGAUUUCUGAACACCACCUACUCUAUGAGACUAAUGGAAGAUGCUGAUCUUUAAAUGAUUGCAUAGCAAGUGGAGAAUGUGCUUACUGUGCUURUCUUAACUAUCGCUAGUGGGAAAAAACUGAUCCUGUGACCUAAUUGAGGGGAUAACGUACUAAAAUCUUCAAGUGUGGUGUUCAAAUGGACAAACAUCAUACAAUCUCAAUAGCUUGGUAGAAAACUAUACUAAUUCAAAGACCAGGCUUAUCUAGAGAACUAAAUACACACUGAUUAUAGAGUGGCUUUCAAUUAAUUGGUACACUUCAGUACUCUAUACUCGGUUAAUUAUAGUUUGCUUUUAGUUAUAUACUUUGUUUCAUGGGUUUUUGGUUUCAAAUAGUAAUCUGGUUAGUWGGGUUCAAACGAAGACAAAGAGGUCCGAUACCAUUUCCAGUAAACACAAUGAGAGAGAUUUAUUCAUUUGYUUUUUUUAAUGCAUUUAAUUUCUGUAGUACACCCAAUUAGAGAGAGCCAUGUUAAAAAUACUUCUUAUAGUCUGCUAUAAUACAAUAUAAUCAAUGAUAAAGUAUUUGACAGGGAAAACAGUAAACAAAAUAUUCUAAUAAUCAAAGUGUAAUCGGCCAAUAAAUUUGAAAGAAACAAUGUCUUAUUCCAGUCACUGUACAGUGGUUUCAGUUAUAAAUCCGUGAAAUACAUUUAUUACCACACUUU